AUGAAGUGGCUUGGGAUCCUUGGGCUGCUGGCCCUCUCAGAGUGCAUAGUCAUAAUGCCUCUAACUAAAACAAAGACCAUGCGAGAAGUCCUGAGGGAAAGAAACUUGCUGAACAAUUUCUUGGAGGAACAAGCCAAUAGACUGUCUGAUGAUUCUGCUAGUGACCCCAAAUUAUCUACUCACCCACUGAGGAACGCCCUGGAUAUGGUGUAUGUGGGUAACAUCACGAUUGGAACACCCCCUCAGAAAUUCCAGGUUGUCUUUGACACAGGAUCAUCUGACUUGUGGGUGCCCUCCGUCCUUUGCUCCAACCAAUUCUGUUCUUCACACGUUUUGUUCAGACAUCUUGAGUCUUCCACCUUCCGGCCUACCCAAAAGACCUUCAGCAUCGAAUAUGGUUCUGGAAGGAUGAAGGGAGUUGUUGCUCGUGAUACUGUUCGGAUUGGGGACCUUGUAAGUACUGACCAGCAAUUCGGUCUAAGUCUGGAGCAUUCUGGGUUUAAGGGAAUGCCUUUUGAUGGAGUCUUGGGCUUGAACUACCCCAACUUUUCUUUCACUGGAGGCACCCCCAUCUUUGACAACCUGAAGAAUCAAGGUGCCAUUCCUGAGCCUGUUCUUGCCUUCUACCUGAGCAAAAGCAAGCUGGAGGGCAGUGUGGUGAUGUUUGGUGGGGUGGAUAAAUCCUACUACCAGGGAGCGCUCAACUGGGUACCAUUGAUCCAAGCAGGUGACUGGCGUGUCCACAUGGACCGCAUCUCCAUGAAAAGACAGGUUGUUGCUUGUUCUGGCGGCUGUGAGGCUAUUGUGGACACCGGUACAUCACUGAUCCAUGGCCCAAGAAGACUGAUCAAUAAGAUCCUGAGGUUCAUCGGAGCCAUGCCACGGGGCUCCAAGCACUAUGUUUCAUGUUCUGCGGUCAAUGACCUGCCCUCUAUUAUCUUCACCAUCAACGGCAUCAACUACCCAGUGCCAGCUCAAGCCUACACCAUCAAGGAUUCUACCGGCGACUGCUAUAUCUUCUUUAAACAGAUCCGAGCGAGUAGAUCUACAGAGACCUGGAUCCUGAGUGACAUCUUCCUGAGGCAGUAUUUCUCGGUAUUUGAUCGAGGAAAUGACAGGAUUGGCCUGGCACAGGCACUUCUUCUUUGUUUUCUUUGUCACAUAUUCCGUGAAAGAAUACCUCUAAUGAAAGUGAAGACCGUGAGAAAUAUCCUCAGUGAAAAAAUCAUGCUGAACAAUUUCCUGAAGGAACAUGCUUACAGACUGUCUCAGAUUUCUUCUCGUGGCUCAAAUAUAACUAUCCCCCUGCUGAGGAACAUCAUGGAAAUGGUAUAUGUGGGUAACAUCACCAUUGGAACACCCCCUCAGGAAUUCCAGGUUUUGUUUGACACAGGCUCAUCUGACUUGUGGGUGCCCUCCAUCUUUUGCACCAGCCGAUUCUGUUCUUCACAUGCCUUGUUCAGACAUCUUGAGUCUUCCACCUUCCGGCCUACCCAAGAGACCAUCAGCCUUAUAUAUGGUUCUGGGAGGAUGAAGGGAAUUGUUGCUCUUGACACUGUUCGGAUUGGGGACCUUGUAAGUACUGACCAGCGAUUUGGUCUAAGCGUGGAGCAAUCCGGGUUUGAGGGAUGGCCUUUUGAUGGCGUCUUGGGCUUGAACUACCCCAACUUAUCUUUCACUGGAGGCAUCCCCAUCCUUGACAACCUGAAGAAUCAAGGUGCCAUUUCUGAGCUGGUUUUUGCCUUCUACCUGAGCAAAAGCAAGCCGGAGGGCAGUGUGGUGAUGUUUGGUGGGGUGGAUAAAUCCUACUACCAGGGAGCGCUCAACUGGGUACCAUUGAUCCAAGCAGGCCACUGGCGUGUCCACAUGGACCGCAUCUCCUUGAAAAGACACAUUAUUGCUUGUAAUGGCGGUUGUGAGGCCAUUGUGGACACCGGGACAUCACUCAUACUUGGCCCAGGAAAACUGGUCGAUAACAUCCUGAGGCUCAUCGGCGCCACGCCACGGGGUUCUGAGCACUACGUUUCAUGUUCUGUGGUCAAUACGUUGCCCUCUAUUGACUUCACCAUCAAUGGCAUCAACUACCCACUGCCAGCUCAAGCCUACACCAUGAAGGAUUCUACCGGCGACUGCUACAUCUUCUUUAAACAGAUCCCAGUGAGUAGAUCUACAGAGACCUGGAUCCUGGGUGACGUCUUCCUGAGGCAGUAUUUCUCAGUCUUUGAUCGAGGAAAUGACAGGAUUGGCCUGGCACAGGCAGUGUAA
Molecule: messenger RNA, 2265 nt
Organism: Rangifer tarandus platyrhynchus (Svalbard reindeer)
Lineage: Eukaryota; Metazoa; Chordata; Mammalia; Artiodactyla; Cervidae
Source: the annotation of a GenBank genome assembly